Cladophialophora immunda is the source of this 1071-nucleotide messenger RNA. RefSeq lists its product as uncharacterized. The transcript has a single exon. The record is from RefSeq and is a predicted model, not a curated record. The coding region runs from base 1 to 1071 and encodes 356 amino acids. Lineage: Eukaryota; Fungi; Ascomycota; Eurotiomycetes; Chaetothyriales; Herpotrichiellaceae.
AUGGAGACAGCGGGCUUGGUGAUCACGAACGUUGCUCUCACCAGCCUCCUAAUCGCCUGCUUGGAUGGGUGUAAUUACGUGUCGCUGGGCUCGCAGGGCGAGCGGGAGUUUGACAUGGCGUUCACGAAGCUCGUCCUAUUGAAGGGCUGGCUCGGGGCCGUGGGGGCGACGGUGCACGCGGCGUCGCAGGGCGGCGAGAACCACCUGCCGGCGCUGCGGGCGCAGUGGGACGCCCAGAAGGCGGUGGUCAGGUCGAGCCUGCGCAGCGUCCAGGGCCUGCUGCACGACUCGGCGAAGCUGCGCGACAGGUACGGGGUCGAGGUCGUCGGGGCCGGGGGAGCAGGCUCCUCGAUGCUCACGACGACGACGCAUCACGACGUGGAGAUGCAGGCCGUCGAGCCGGCGCCCGCCGAGAGCCGCCACAUCGUCAAGCCACGGGUAAUACGAGGGGCAGGGAAAGCAGCAGCAACACCGCGACCAUCGAGCUCGACUGCGUCGGGGUCGGGGUCGGGGUCGGGGUCGGGGUCGGGGUCGGGGUCGGGGUCGGGGUCGGCGACAGCAACGGCGACGGGGGGUGCGGAUGCGUGGUCUCUGCGCGACAAGCACAAGGUCAACGCGCAGAUCGCCGAGCUCGACGACUUCGUGGUGCAUCUGGAGGAGCUGCUGCAGAACCUGGGCAGCACCAGCGGGCCGCACCAGGUCGAGAUCAUCCAGCAGGCGAUGCAGUCGGUGCCGGAGCCCUCGAGCAUGCGGCUGUUGCUCGAAGCUUCGGGCGGGUCGGGGUCGCAAAGGUCGGGGCCCCGGGCCAGGGGCUUCCCCGCUGCCGGGGCCUCCACCGCCGCGGGCGCUGCCGAGGCGCCGAAACAGCUAGCCAGCCGACAGUACAUCCGCAACCUGAUCAGUGACCAGGCCCACGCCAUCCUCGGCGACAUCGGCAACGUCGUCGACAUCGGCGGCACCAACGGCGACUACAGAGACAACGAAAUAAGCGGCUCGACCAUGGUCGUCCUGGGCAACGUCGACGGCACCUUUGCCACGAGUUUCUUUGGCAAGCACCGGAGGACCGAGUAG